AUGCUCGCGAGCCGCGCGCUCCUCCAGAUGCGCGAGCAGUUCCAGAGACAGAAUGCGAGUUUGAGUUUGAAUGACUCGGGAGAGUUUUCGAUUAGUGGGAUUGGGAUGGGGGUUGGGAGUGUGAGGGUGGAUUCUAUGGGUGAUGGUGAUGGUGAUGUUGAUAUUAAUAUUGAUGUGGGUGUUGGGCCUGCUAUGCCUGAGCCGGUGUGCGAUGCGGAUAGGUGCGAUGUGGAUAAGAGGGGGAGUAUGGGGACGGGGACGGGGACGAGGAUGUCGUUGGAGAGGCGGUCUUCUCAUCGUAGUCAUGUCAGUGGGAGGGUGGAGUGA
Psilocybe cubensis is the source of this 327-nucleotide messenger RNA. RefSeq lists its product as uncharacterized. The coding region runs from base 1 to 327 and encodes 108 amino acids. Lineage: Eukaryota; Fungi; Basidiomycota; Agaricomycetes; Agaricales; Agrocybaceae. The transcript has 2 exons. The record is from RefSeq and is a predicted model, not a curated record.